Molecule: messenger RNA, 2560 nt
Organism: Lytechinus pictus (painted urchin)
Lineage: Eukaryota; Metazoa; Echinodermata; Echinoidea; Temnopleuroida; Toxopneustidae
Product: titin-like
Exons: 3
Coding region: 1-885 (294 amino acids)
Biological process (GO): snRNA modification
Molecular function (GO): snRNA binding; O-methyltransferase activity; RNA methyltransferase activity
Source: RefSeq, a predicted model, not a curated record
AUGCAGGUUCAAGGUCAGAGGUCAAAAGAAGUGGGUUAUGCCUGUGACUUCUACACGGAAGAGACAACCUAUCAAAACUACAAUGAGAUUCGUUUCAAGCCAACAGAGUUCAAGGAGUACUUGCUGUCCCAAGAAGUGGGUUUUACAAGCUGUGAAGUCAUUGGGACUCCCGUUAACAAGUCCAAAGGAUUCAGACGUCCUAUGAUGAUGUUCACCAAGCUACAGACGAUCAGUCGACCAGUCAGCAGAAGACCCUCUACAGAGAAGCCACCCGUAACUGUGACCUCAAGUGUAACCUCAUCCAUUCCUGCGAUCCCUCAUCAACCACUGACGCAACCACGUGCUGGGUCUUCCACGCCCAAGACGGCUGGUGUUGGAGACAAGAUGAAGCCGGAGGCAAAGGAGGUGCCUCCUGUAGAUAUUCUGGCAGGAGCUGAUCCUAAACCAGUGAAGGUGAAGGAAGAGCCUCCUGUGGGUAUUCCUGCAGCAGCAGAUCCUUCACCUGUGGCAAAGCUAAAGGUAAGCUCUUCAGAGACUGCAGAUAUUGGACAGGAAGUAAGGUCCAGGGUGAUUCAGGAGCCAAAGGAGGAACCAAUUCUGGAGGAGGGGGGCAAAGCUGAGGUGAUGGAGGCUACAGAGAUGGAGCCUAAAGAUAUUCCAGCAGAAGUGGAAGAGGGUGGUGCUGCCACAACAGUCAAGUCUGAGGAUACUACAAAGGAUGCAGUCGCUGAAACAACUCAAAAGUCAAAACCUGAGGAGAUUCGGGAGAAAGGAGACACCAUGGCAUCUUCAGUGUCAUCAUCAUCUAGGACACCAGAACUGGAAACAAAGAAGGGUGAACAGGAGGGUUUGGGGAGUGAAAGGGAUUGUAGAAGCUCCACUUAAAAGGUUUCCUGAAAGAAUAUCACAAGACGAUCACCCUGAAAUUUUAAUCAUACAUAUCAUGCACAUGCUUGCACUUCUGGUCAGCAAACCAGAAAUUAUUAAUUAAUGGAGGAUAUUUGUUUGUUAAUUUGAGAGUGAAAACACCGUUUUUCUUUCUCUGAUACACCAAUUCUUUAUUGGAAGUGAGAUUAAACAUGAAAUUUAAAUUCUCACUGUAUUGUUUAAUCUUGCUAAUUGUUUUGAACUUUUGUCUUGUUUGUUACAUGUGAAGAAAUUUUCUUGUACAUUCUCAACAAAGAAAUCUUUCUAAAGUAACCGGAAAAAAGAAGAAGAUAGUUGGAAAUUAAAAUAGAAGAAAAUCUUAAAAAUUUCAGGGGGAAGGUGAUGUUUGACUUAAAGUAUGCAGAUGUCACAUCUAAUAAAAUUACAUGCUGGUUUUAAUACAAGAACCACUAUUAUCAAUAUUUUGACAGUUUUGAAAUGAAAAUUUUUUAAAAAUAAAUGCAUGUUAGUUUAUAGACAUGAAAAUUAAAAACAAGCACAUAGAACUAAGUAGAAACAAGCAUUUUUUGGCAAGAUAUUGUCACAUAUUUGUGGUCUUAAUGAUGAUUCUCUUGAUCCCCAAACUUGUCCCUUGUGGGGUAAUUUGGAGAUCUGGAAAAACGGAAACAACAAGAGGCACAUAUCCAUACAUCAUAUAAAAUGAGGGCUGCAUAACUGACACAAUCAACUGCAGCAGAUCCAGUGGAGUUAGAUAAAGUACCAUUUCAGAGGUUGUAUUUUUAGUGCACAAUAGUCGGCCCCUCUAAGCUUCUGUCUCUAAUCCGACUGACUCUGAGCCUGAUCAAUGUUAUUUAAAACUUUUCAACAUGGUUUGCCACCUAUACGGAUACAACUAAUUGUGCGAUAGAUUGUCCUUGUAUGCAGGUGUAUAAAGUAAAAAAUAGAAACAAAUGUUUUCUGAUUAUCUGUUAGUUUUGAUUUCAACAAUACUUGCUCCAUAACCAAAACAUCGACAGGAGGAAAACAACAUUUGCCAUCAAUCUAAAUUUGGCACUUUCGCUUCAUGAAUUUUGGAAUAAAUACAAGACAGAGGAAUCGCUUUUUUUGUUCUCUUUUCCAAAUACCAUCAUGGUCGCUCAUGAUAGGAACAUGAAGGAAAUGAACCUAUUCAAAGGACGAUAUUGUUCUUCCCUUGGCAUCUAAUUAGAUCAAGACGUUAGUUUUAACGCUUGACGUCAUGGCACAUCCUUGAGAGCUGAUUUUUUGUUUGUGUUGAUGAGACCAUUACUGUAGUCUGCACUUUCAGACCUUAAGGCAUGAUUCAACUAAAGUUUAAAAGUUGAAACCAUUCCCAGGGUUUUUAGCGGAGAUGUCAGUCUUCAGGCUUUUGCCUGAUUUAAGGCCAAAACAACUUCCCAUUUCAGGCUUUUACAUUGUAUGACUGACUUCUUCUCAGGCCAAGUGAGUAAAACUAAAUGACAUCCCUGUUUUAGGCAUUUUUGCAUAAAAUCCAGACCUUCAUUUUUGAGGAGCGCGAUCGCGCCGGCGCUCCUACCGCGCUCCUUAAAAAAUAAAUAAAUGAAAAAUCGCGCUCCUAAAAAAAAAAAAAAUUGCUAAAAUUUCACAUUUUACAUCUUUAAAUCCAUGAAAUGGCCAUCUAUUUUCCAUAAUU